This is a messenger RNA of Schizosaccharomyces cryophilus OY26, 590 nucleotides long. Its product is annotated as SH3 domain-containing protein. Lineage: Eukaryota; Fungi; Ascomycota; Schizosaccharomycetes; Schizosaccharomycetales; Schizosaccharomycetaceae. The coding region runs from base 279 to 479 and encodes 66 amino acids. Gene Ontology annotation, molecular function: protein binding. The transcript has a single exon. The record is from RefSeq and is a predicted model, not a curated record.
CUCGCUUCUUAGGAGUUUGGGUACAGCCGACCGUAGCUUGAGUCUAUUUAAGAAGCCGCCCUUCUUCAUUUUUUGUCUACAUGAAUUGUAGCGAUUCUUAUUCGCCAUAAAUUACCUACGCUUGCAUCCAUCUUGAGAAAGUAAACAAACAUUUUCAUUGAGCUCCAUCACAUUAUUUUAGUGUCUUGGAUUUUUAUUUUUCAUUUCAUUUCAUUUUAUUUUAUUCUGUUUUUUUUUUUUCUUCAUUUAUCUAACUUGUUGCUUUCCUGUUUAUAAACAUGACCAACCAGCUUCUUUUCAAAGUCGUCGCCUUAUAUCCUUUCCGUGGAAGCUUUACUGAUGACUUGGAAUUCGACCCAGGUCAAGAAAUCGAUGUCUUUACUGAAUAUGAAGACGGCUGGCUAUUUGGAAGUUAUGUGGAUGCCGAAGGAGUUCCAAGACAAGGCAAUUUUCCCAGUACCUUUACUAAGUCCAAGUAAUUAGUCAGGAAACGUAACGACAAACUCGCUUGUACUCUGGCUAUACUGGUUUAUAAUUUUAAUUUUUUAAUUUUUAAUUUUUAAUUUUUAAUUUUUAAUUUUUAAUUUUUA